Molecule: messenger RNA, 1803 nt
Organism: Lactuca saligna
Lineage: Eukaryota; Viridiplantae; Streptophyta; Magnoliopsida; Asterales; Asteraceae
Source: the annotation of a GenBank genome assembly
AUGAUGGCCACGGCCGUUUUGUAUUACGUUCAAAGUUUAUGGCCGUUUGCAACGUUCAGAAACGAUGAUUUGCGGUUAUCUGAUCGGUUAGUGAAGGGACUGGAGUUACCCGAUGAGACAAAACGGUUUGUGUUUGCAAUUCGGGAACCAGAAUCAGAGGCAGUGAUAUAUAUACUCUGUGUUCAGAAUCUAUCUGAAAGAUCAGCCAUAGAUGUUGAACGCCUUGUUAGAUGCGUUAAGCCAGGAGCAGUUGUGGCUCAAGUGAACGAGAUUGAUUUUGAAGAUGUUCAGUUGUUAAGUGAUGAUGGUGGUGAUAGUGAACAUCCGAUUCCCACUUCUUCAUUGGAAGUACUUAAGAGGUGUUUUCUUCAUAAGAUUGGUAAAGAUACAUAUGAAAAUGUGGCUGGGAAUUUGGUCUUGAAGGAGAUCUUUGGCGUUGGCUUCAAUGGCCAUUUUUCAACUGCAAAGAGAAUAGCUGAAGAAGUCGGUUCUUCAUUUCUGCUGCUUGAGUCUCCUUUUGUGCAAUUGGAAAGGGAUAACAACAAUUCCUCAAGUGAAGUCGAAUCAGAUGAUCACAUUCGUUCCCAAACAUUGAAGUUAUUAUCCUCUCAUUUACUUCAAUUAAACCCUAAUCAAAAUCCAAGUCCUAUAAACAUUCAGCCAAAAGACGAUUACGAGGCCCCACAGUAUGCACGUUCUGUAUACCCCUUACUUCAAGAUUUACACAACAUAUUUCUUGAAAUACCCUCAAUUGGACGUUCUCUAGCUUAUGCACAAAAGAUGCUUCAUGAUGUAAGCAAAGGUGAGGGCAUUGACACCAAACUCCUCUCAGAAGUAUACACAUUUCGAAUUGCAGUUGAAGGCUUAAGAAUUGCUCUAAACAAUGCUGGUAGAAUGCCAAUAAACAAAACAGGAAACCAUCAAACACCCAAAACCAAAACAGAUUUUUCCACUCUCCCAGAUGAAGAAAAAUCACACGCUCUUCUUGCAAAUGCACUUCGUAGUCAAACAAAGAAUUUCAACUCCAUAGUGGCAAUCUUGGAUGCCAGCACAUUAUCCGGUUUAAGAAAACACUGGAACACAGAAGUCCCUCAAGAAAUCGAAGACACCAUUGAAGAACUUGUUGCAGAGUCAACAAAAGAUGGAGAAACAACAAAUCAUGACAAAAAAAGAAGAUUAACAAACAAACCAGUAGUAGCUGUAGGAGCAGGAGCAACAGCAGUGUUAGGAGCUUCAUCUCUUUCUAAAGUUGUCCCAGCUUCAACUUUUAUAAAAGUUGUCACCUUUAAAGUUCCUGCAUCUCUAAAACUCAUAAUGACACAGACCCAAAAGCUUGUUUCCAUUUCAAUCAGCAAGAUUCUUGGUCCUUCAAAAGUUAUUGCUCCUAGUUUCUUCAAUUCUGGAGUAAACACUACAUCUUCCAUGAAAGCAGCUGCUUCUGCUGAGAAGAUAAGAACUGUGGUUCACAGUGUGAUAGCAUCUGCUGAAAAGACGAGUCUUUCAGCAAUGAGAACAGCUUUUUAUGAGAUUAUGAGGAAAAGACGAGUUCGCCCUAUUGGUGUGCUUCCAUGGGCUACAUUUGGAUGCAGUGUGGCUACAUGUUCAAGUUUACUUGUAUAUGGUGAUGGAAUUGAAUGUGCUGUUGAAUCUCUUCCUUCAGCUCCUUCAAUUGCUAGUUUGGGUCGUGGGAUUGAAAGCUUGCAUCAAGCAUCACAAGCUGUAGAACAAAUGGAAAGCUUCAGGAUACAAAAAUCUAUCGAGUCGCUUGUCAACAGGUUUAAAAAAUGGAAUCUUGCCUCAUGA